Messenger RNA from Schistocerca americana (American grasshopper), 567 nucleotides. RefSeq names its product C-terminal-binding protein-like. The transcript has a single exon. Gene Ontology annotation, molecular function: NAD binding. Bases 1 to 567 code for a protein of 188 amino acids. The record is from RefSeq and is a predicted model, not a curated record. NCBI's taxonomy places the organism in Eukaryota, Metazoa, Arthropoda, Insecta, Orthoptera, Acrididae.
AUGUGGCCAGGGGCUUUCCUGGUGAACACAGCACGUGGUGGCCUCGUGGAUGAUGAUGCCUUGGUUACAGCACUAAAGCAAGGUCGCAUACGUGCUGCAGCACUUGAUGUUCAUGAGAAUGAACCAUAUGAUGUAUUCCAAGGUCCACUGAAAGACGCGCCGAACUUGCUGUGUACACCUCAUGCAGCGUUCUACUCGGAUGCGUUGUGCACAGAACUGCGCGAGAUGGCAGCCAGUGAAAUAAGGCGGGCUAUCGUUGGACGUAUUCCUGACUGCCUAUGCAAUUGUGUGAAUAAAGAAUACUUUCUGGGAGGGACAGCUGCCGCUGCCGCAGGUUACGCAGAUGGCAUGAAUGGUGGUUAUUACACUGGAGCACUGCCUGUGCAGCAGGCACACUCAACAACACCACACGACCAGGUGCCACACUCAGUAGCAGCUGGUGCUGGUGGCGGCGCGGCAGGUGCAGGAGCAGGCGCUGUCCCUGGCCUUCCUCACAGUAUACCUCUGAAUACACCAGACCCACCUAACCACCAUUCGCAGAAGCCAGAGCCGUCAGAAGUGCAUUAA